AUGGCCAACGUGAUGCGUCUGCCCUUCGCAACUCCAGCUCGGCGCCGAGUCCUACUCCUGCCCCUACGCCGAGUCCUACGCCGCGUCCCACGCCGCGUCCUACUCCUGUCCCUACGCCGAGUCCUACGCCGCGUCCCACGCCGCGUCCCACGCCUGCCCCUACGCCGAGUCCCACGUUUGCCCCCACGCCGAGGCCUGCGCCUGGGAACGAAACCCUGGACAAGACCGACUGCGAGUGGGGCGACUGGUCCGAGUGGGAGACGUGCACUAAAACUUGUGGAGGAGGCCUCCGCAUCAAAACCCGCAACGUCGCCGUCAGAGCCAGCGACGGCGGCAAGGAGUGCGUGGGCUCGCCGAAGAAGACCCAGGCGUGCAACGUGCUCGACUGCCCUAUCGAAGACGCCUGCGUGGACCGAGUGGGAGGACUGGAGCAAGUGCUCCAAGGAGUGCGACUUUGGUCAGCAGUCGCGCACCCGGUCGGUGUCCGUGGAGGCCAGAUACGGAGGCGACAAUUGCAGUGGCAACGCCACGGAGAUCAAGCCCUGCAACUCUUUUGGCUGCCCCGUGGACUGCAUGUGGGGAGGCUGGGGCGGCUGGAGCGCCUGCUCGCGGACCUGCGCCGGCGGCAGAAGGGAGCGGACGCGCCGGGUCAUGACCGAGCAGAAGUACGCGGGCAAGAGCUGCAAAGGGAACGACACGCAGCGGGAGGCUUGCAACGAGGUGCCGUGCCCCGUGGAUUGCGCCUGGGACGAGUGGGGCGGCUGGGACAAGUGCUCCAAGCCGUGCGGCAAUGGCACCGCCAGCCGCACGCGGAACGUCAGUGUGCACGCGGCACACGAGGGCAAGCAGUGCGAGGGCCUCGGACGGGAGGACAGGGCCUGCAACGAGGAGCCGUGCCCGGUGCCCUGCGAGUGGACGGACUGGAGCAGCUGGGGCAGCUGCACGGCAACCUGCGGCGGCGCGACCCGGGCGCGGAAUCGCACGAAGCGUGUGGAGAGCCAGUUCGGCGGUGCCCCGUGCACGGGCGCAGGCAGCGAGCAGGAGGCAUGCCAGACCUCGCCCUGCGCGGUGGACUGCUCGUGGCAGGACUGGGGGCCCUGGGGGACGUGCAUCUGCGGCGCCGGCAAGAAGUACCGGACACGCGAGAUGAAUCUGGAGUCCGACGGCGGCCUGAGCUGCCCCGACAAGGACACCGGGGGCAUGGAGAAAGCCGCCUGCGACCCCAGCGAGGCCUGCGUGAGCGCGGUGAAGGCCGUGGACUACGGCAACGGGUCCGCGCCAGAAGCCCCUCCCAACGGGACCGACGCGGCCAAGCCAGGCGCCAGCAACGGGACCACCGUCAGCUCGAGAUCCGUCACCAAGCCCCUCGACGCUGUCAACGGGACCGAGCCGGACACGAACAACUCAGUCGAUCAAGAUGCUAUCCCACCUGCUGGCGACGGGACCGAUCCCAAGGGUGCCAGCAACGCCAGCGGCACAAGUGACACGACCAGCUCCGGCACGAACGGCUCCGAUACGGACAGCUCGGGCACGAACAGCUCAGACACGAGCAGCUCGGGCACGAGCAGCGCCUCCAACGCCUCCAACGCUUCCAACGCCUCCAACGCCUCCAACGCCUCCAACGCCAGCGGCAACGGGACCUCCGGGUUCUUCGGACAGGUCGUGGGCAGCAUCCAGUUCACUGUCGGCAGGGGCGAGGCAUCGUCCUUCGUUAACACGUCCAGCGCAGCAACUGCGAUGCGCGAGGCCAUAGCCGCGCUGGCAGGGGUGCCUCCGGCACCGGUUCAUGCAAACGUGACUGUGCUCCAAAACGGCACCCUGGCCGUUAACUUUUCCGUGGAGAUGGCCGAGGUGUCGGGCGUCGGUUAUGCGGACGAGCAGAGUUUUGCGCAGGCGUUGGCGAAGAAGGACACGCCCAGCAUCCAGGAGGAGGUCAACCUUGCCCUCGCCAAGCACGACCUCGACUACGCGGUGCAGGUGCAGGCCAUCGAGGCGGAGGCGAAGACCGAGGUGCAGAACAGCGGCGCCGCCGUGGCCCGCGCCCGCGCGGCUCUGCUCCUCGCCGCCGCGGCUGCGGCGGUGCUGAGCUUGUGA
Messenger RNA from Prorocentrum cordatum, 2094 nucleotides. NCBI's taxonomy places the organism in Eukaryota, Dinophyceae, Prorocentrales, Prorocentraceae. The record is from the annotation of a GenBank genome assembly.